Messenger RNA from Osmerus eperlanus (European smelt), 2679 nucleotides. It is a transcript of the gene insc, whose product is annotated as protein inscuteable homolog. Gene Ontology annotation, biological process: establishment of mitotic spindle orientation; apical protein localization; asymmetric cell division. The record is from RefSeq and is a predicted model, not a curated record. Gene Ontology annotation, cellular component: apical cortex. Gene Ontology annotation, molecular function: protein binding; cytoskeletal adaptor activity. Lineage: Eukaryota; Metazoa; Chordata; Actinopteri; Osmeriformes; Osmeridae. The transcript has 13 exons. Bases 286 to 1920 code for a protein of 544 amino acids.
CAGAAAUAGAAUAGUUGUCUGUUUGGAUGGCCGCCCAGCUGAAACUAUGCUCAGCCCCCUUGACUGGCAAUGGAGCUGUGGACUUUUUCUUCCCCAAGAAAAACCUUAAGGUCAUGGUAGAAUUUGAGCAGUAACGCCAGUGAGCUCCAGUGUGCUGGUUGAGCUUAGAGGAGGAAGGAGGAGAGGAGCCUGCAGAAGGAGAGAGACUCUUGCGGCACGACCAUGAAAACCCCUUGGAAGACUUUAAGGUUCUGACCUUGGGCGCGGGUGCUGAGAAAAAGUAGUAUGGACACAGACAGAAUGGCUACUCCACAAAGUUCCAGACACAGUAGCUCUCUUUCAUCAUCUCCUAUGAGCAGAAGGAUGCGUGGGGGGGCAUCACUGCAAGUGGACUCGGUGCAGCGCUGGAUGGAGGACCUGCGUCACAUGACCGAGGUAGAGUGCAUGUGUGUGCUGCAGGCCAAGCCCAUUGGUGUGGAAGAGGAUCCCCAAGGCGAGCUUAUCGUGGCGUCCGGGCUGGGCGACCACGUGGCGCGGGACAAUUUGCAGACACUGCUGCGGCGAGCCCUGGUGGUCAGCACAGAACUGGGCAAGAUGUUCCAGCGGCUGGAGAAGAGCCGCUGGCAGAGGGUACACAGCACAGCCGUGCGCACAAACUGUCACGUGCGCUCGCUGGUGCACGAGUACAGCACUGCACGCAACACGCCACCAGAGCUGCAGAAGUAUGAGAAAUCUCUAUUGGAGAAGUGCAUAGAGCUGACUACCAUAACAGAGAGAUGUUUGCAUACCGAAGACAAAUUCUUCCUGAAGUCCAUGAGGGAGGCCAUUCACGAGAUCCUUACCGAUGUCAGUGAUUCGUUCAGUCAUAUGAUUGACCUGGCCCUAGCCAAUGAGAUCCAGAUCCUAAUCAGGCAGAUUGAGUCGUCAGACAAUAUGUACACCAUCGGCAGUGCCAUCAGCAACCUGCUCUCUCUCACCCAGGAUGGGCCACAGCUUUGCAGCAUCAUCGCCAAGGAGGGCGCUGUGGUGGCCUUGUUUAAGAUCUGCAGGCAAGACUGCUUCAGUGACCUCUACGCACAUGCAUUAAGGACCGUGGCCUCUGUGUGCUGCGUGGAAGAGGGGAUCAACCAGCUGGAGAAGGUUGAUGGGAUUCUGUGCCUGGCGGAUAUCCUGACAGAUGAGAACAGCACAGAGGCGGCGAGGGCAGAGGCAGCAGCGGUGGUAGCCCAGAUAACCUCCCCUCAUCACACCUCCACGCAACACCUGGCCAGCUUCCUGGAGAGCAUGCAGGAUAUUGUCACUGCCCUCAUCAAGUUGUGUGAGAGUGCCUCAUGUGGUGAAGUCUUUCUACUAGCAUCAGCUGCUCUUGCCAACAUUACGUUCUUCGACAGCAUGGCCUGUGAGACUCUCCUCCAGCUCAAUGCCAUCCACAUCCUCCUCCAGGCUUGCAAAGACCGCCAGAGAGUAGAUACACCCUACUCCAAGGACCAGGUGGUGACCAUCCUGGCAAACCUUUCGGUCAUAGAGCAAUCUGCAUCUGAAGUCCUUCAAGAGAAAGGGAUUGAUAAACUUCUUCUGCUCUUGAGUGAGAAGCCGUCCUCCACCAGUCCAUCGGAGGGUGCUGCAUGCGAGCGGGUGCAGCAGAAAGCUGCUGUCACUCUAGCACGUCUGAGCAGAGAUCCAAGGGUGGCUCAAAUGGCCAUCCAGCUGCAAGCCGUUCCUUGUCUUAUUGAGCUUUGCAGAUCGCCAUCAGAAAGGAACAACAGUGACUCAGUACUGGUCGCCUGUUUGGCUGCCUUGAGGAGGCUGGCAGCAGGCUGUCCAGAAAGCAUUGAGGCCAUAGACCAUCAGCAGCUUAUCAAACCUCGUCUGGUGGAUUCCUUCCUGUUGUGUUCCAACAUGGAGGAGAGCUUUGUAUGAGAGGGAGGUCCAGACAAGAGUUUAUGAAAUCUCAAAAUAAAGAAAUGCUUUAUGCCCCUGAAGGACAAACAAUGGGUCACAGGAGCCAAUAUUUUUGCCACUCUGAGAACUCAGCUAGAGACUCGAAAAUAUUUCUAGGGAAAAUGGAAGAUUACCAUUUUGGGAGUUACAGUGAACACUUUGAGUUUGUAGAUGAGAAAUGACUGUGAAAUUAUGUCCCUAUCCUAUCCAUGACAAAAUAUUAGAUUCUAUAGAACAAAUCUCCUCUCCUCUAGAAAGGUUCCACCUACAACAAUAAAGGGUGCUUUUGUUGACCCUGUGGUAUAAGCUGCAGACCUUCAGAACCCAACGGGUUUAUGCACAACAAACAUGCAUAUGAAGCUACAAUGAUAUUUUAUUUGUAUUUACUAUUUUAUUAUUGUGUCGGUCAAAAUCUGUCAAUUUUCAUUGUUCAGUGCCAGCUGCCAACUUCAUGGGUUGCUAAAAACGCUGACACACGUUCAGAAAGGGGCAGUUCAGAAUAAGGCAUUUUAGAGGAUGGUCAAAGUAAGAGCAGUCCUCCAAUGAAAAGGUUAUAUGGGACGUUAAUGAUCUGGUUUGUGUAUUGAAUUGUAAAACUGUGCAUUUCAAAUUGUAUAUCUACUAAGAAAAGACAUGUCUCAAAACCUGUUAUUAUCCUUUUAUUUAAAUAUCCUGAAUCUAAAUAAUGUUAUGCUAUUGUAUGGCAUGCAGAUAAUUUAAAAAAAGCAUAUCUUAUGA